Molecule: messenger RNA, 1449 nt
Organism: Molossus molossus (Pallas's mastiff bat)
Lineage: Eukaryota; Metazoa; Chordata; Mammalia; Chiroptera; Molossidae
Gene: JMJD7
Product: jumonji domain containing 7
Exons: 8
Coding region: 28-978 (316 amino acids)
Molecular function (GO): 2-oxoglutarate-dependent dioxygenase activity
Source: RefSeq, a predicted model, not a curated record
CGGGCGGGGGCUCGGGGUGGCGGCGUCAUGGCGGAGGCGGCUUUGGACGCCGUGCAGAGGGAGUUACGAGAAUUCCCGGCGGCGGUAAGAGAGCUCAACGUGCCUCUUGCUGUACCUUACCUGGACAAGCCUCCAACUCCACUCCAUUUCUCCCGGGACUGGGUCUGCCCCAACAGGCCCUGUAUCAUCCGCAACGCCAUGCAGCACUGGCCAGCCCUGCGGAAGUGGUCGCUCCCCUACCUCAGAGCUACAGUGGGCUCCACAGAGGUGAGCGUGGCCGUGACCCCAGAUGGUUAUGCGGAUGCUGUGCGAGGGGACCGCUUUGUGAUGCCUGCUGAGCGCCGCCUGCCCCUGAGCUGCGUGCUGGACGUGCUGGAGGGCCGAGCCCAGCACCCAGGAGUCCUCUACGUGCAGAAGCAGUGCUCCAACCUGCCCACCGAGCUGCCCCAGCUGCUGCCUGAUCUGGAGCCCCACGUGCCCUGGGCCUCCGAGGCGCUGGGAAAGAUGCCUGAUGCCGUGAACUUCUGGCUGGGGGAGGCAGCUGCUGUGACAUCUUUGCAUAAGGACCACUAUGAGAACCUCUACUGUGUGAUCUCGGGAGAGAAACACUUUCUGCUUCAUCCACCCAGUGACCGGCCCUUCAUCCCCUAUGAGAUGUACACGCCAGCAACCUACCAGCUAACUGAAGAGGGCUCCUUUAAAAUGGUGGAUGAGGAGGCCAUGGAGAAGGUGCCCUGGAUCCCACUGGACCCAUUGGCCCCAGAUCUGGCUCAGUACCCCAGUUACAGUGAGGCCCAGGCCCUUCGCUGCACAGUGCGGGCUGGUGAGAUGCUCUACCUGCCGGCCUUGUGGUUCCACCAUGUCCAGCAGUCCCAUGCCUGCAUCGCUGUGAAUUUCUGGUACGAUAUGGAGUAUGACCUCAAGUACAGUUACUUCCAGCUGCUGGACUCCCUCACCAAGGCCUCGGGCCUUGAAUGAUGGAGCCCUGAUGAAUAUUACCAAGGACAACUCAUGGACAAGGUCGUGCCCCUCCUGGGCCAGGUCAGUUCCAGAGGCAACUUGGAGUCAGAGUGUGCUGGCCCCUGGCCCAGCUUAGCUUGCAGUCAGCUUUGCAGGAUGUCUGGAGGCGGUCUGAGACCAGGAGUACCAGGCAGGUCUGUGAGCUCACAGCUGAAGCAGCAGCCUGCGCUGGAGGAAGACGGGCUCCAGGUGCAGCCCCGCCCCUCACCUCCAUGACCUUGGGUGAGUCAGUGCCUCGAGCAUCGGUGUCCUGUCUGUGAGACACAUACCUCCCGGUGACGCCUACCUCACGGGUGUUGUGAGGAGUGGAGAUGGUAUCUGUAACGACAGCAUGGGUUGGCACGGAGUUGUUGUUCAAUAAAACAUGGCUGUGACUUGUGUGUGCUGACACCCUCUCAGAGUUGCCUUCUGUGGUCUGGUGAGGGCUGG